AUGGACGCCAACAAGCGGAGCACAGUUGGAGAUGCUCCGCUGGUGAUCGAGUCUGAGAAGUUGUUCCUGCGGUCGUCAGAACCCCCAAGGAAACUGACAUUGAGAUCGACACGGAAAUGUUCAACGACCUGCUUUGCCGCCAUGAUUUGGGAGCAGCAGGAGUUCGUGGAGAAGGGAAUCCCAUUUCUUUCUCCUCCUUUCUACCGCUCUCAUCGCGAUAUCGCUAACCCGCCCGUUAGUCUAGCUAAUGCAGCAGGGUAG
This is a messenger RNA of Penicillium lagena, 261 nucleotides long. RefSeq lists its product as uncharacterized. Lineage: Eukaryota; Fungi; Ascomycota; Eurotiomycetes; Eurotiales; Aspergillaceae. The record is from RefSeq and is a predicted model, not a curated record. Bases 1 to 261 code for a protein of 86 amino acids. The transcript has a single exon.